Messenger RNA from Verruconis gallopava, 2769 nucleotides. RefSeq lists its product as uncharacterized. Gene Ontology annotation, molecular function: GTPase activator activity. Lineage: Eukaryota; Fungi; Ascomycota; Dothideomycetes; Venturiales; Sympoventuriaceae. Gene Ontology annotation, cellular component: cytoplasm. The record is from RefSeq and is a predicted model, not a curated record. The transcript is spliced from 2 exons. Gene Ontology annotation, biological process: small GTPase-mediated signal transduction. Bases 459 to 2414 code for a protein of 651 amino acids.
CAAAGCCACACCCGUGCACAUCUAUCGCUGGCGGAGCCUUUCUUAUCCCCCUCUCGAACAUCCAGCCGGAAACACGCACCUUUUGCCCAUUACGCGUCAAACGAGGCUAGGCUGCGCUCUCCCCCUCGUUCUCUAUUCUCUCUCUCUCUCUCUCUUUCGUGUUCAAAGCCGGCCCAUUUUGCGGCUUUGUCUCAGCUGCAGCCUCGCACGGUUCUAUCACAAUGCGCGAGAGCUAAGCACAGCCACGAUUCUUAUUGUCUUCCGGCGACGUGUUUGUUCGCGUGCGGACCUGGGCAUCACGCAUUGGGACACGCUGCUGAGUGAUUUGCUGCUGAUCCAGGCUUUCAUUUUUCUUGGUUUGGACGACUCAGCGCCCACUGCCAGAAACUGUGCCGCUGGAACAUCCGGCCUGAGAUCGAUCCGCACGGCAACAGUGCCCACCCACGCCACCGCCAGGGAUGCGCCAGGCUUUUAAGCAGCGGGUGCGCUCCUCAUCUCUCAGCGCCGUAGCGCCUUCCCCAGCAUCACCCGAUUAUUCACCCGCAAUGGCAGCUUCCGCGGCUUCGAUUCUCUACCAGUCGCCCCUGCCUUCCCCGUCGGGACACCCUGUGUAUGUGCUGAACGCAGCUGCCCUACCAGACACCCAUGACGUCGACUACGACACUCUCCUACCUUACGUGCUAGCUCGGCUGCCCGGCGAGGAGGAUCUCAUACACGGCACCGAAUACGAAGUUGUUUUCUUCGCCGGUGGGAGUGCGGAUUCAGCGACCAGCGGCAAGAAGGGGUAUCCGGGUGUGGGAUGGGUCAUACAGGCCUAUCACGUGCUCAGCCGAGCCAUGCGGAAGAGGAUCCAGCGCCUGUAUAUCGUGCACGAGCGCAAAUGGGUCCGGAUGCUAGUCGAGGUUUUCAGCACGAUUGCCAGCCCGAAAUUCAGGAAAAAGAUCGUCCAUGCGGCUACCUUGACGCAACUGGCCCAGCAUAUCGACAUCACUGGCCUGCUCAUCCCGCCCUCCGCAUACUUGAGAGACAGGGAACUAAGUCCCAGCAUACACGUUGCGAAUGCGAGCGGGCGACGGGCAUUCUCUGCGAGACCGCCGCUUCCCAUGGGCGUGGAUGGAAAGUCUAGGCUCCCAAGGGUGCUGAGGGAGACGUCGAGUUUUCUCCUCAUGAAUCUCCACAUGGAGGGCCUAUUCAGGGUUCCGGCCCACGUGAAACAAAAAGAUAUCUUAAGGGAGGCGUACGAUCGAGGCCAGAAGUUCAUCGUCUGGAAGGAGCGAGACGUGUAUCUGCCGUUGAGGCGAGAGGCAAAUACUUUGCCACGCGUAAAUAUGGACACUCUUGUGAAGGAAAUUGAUCAGACUGAGGCGUAUGGAGUGCAUCUUGCAGCGGGGCUCUGCAAGUUUUGGUACUCGGAACUGAGGGACCCUUUGUUUCCGCGUACCAGCUAUAAGGAUCUAAUGCGGCUGUACGGCGACUCAUUGGAGCCCAUCACCUUGGAAAAGUUGACAGAGCUUCUCAGUCCAAAGUCAGAAUGGUCGAUUUUAUCGGCUACAUCGCGAGAGAUACUGACGCGUCAUUUGUUGCCAUUGUUGGCAGCAGUUGCGGCUCGUUCGGAGGAAAACAAGAUGACGCCAGAUAACCUCGCCGUGUGCUUCGCACCUACACUGUGCUGCGGCACGGACCCCAUCGAGGACGCAAAGGCGUCGUCCAUAAUUCGACGAGUGCUGACCGAAGCGAUUGAGCAAUGGUUGCGGGGUCUACGGGAAGCGUGCGGCAUGGAUGCCAAUACAUUCAUCGCUGAUCUUCAACCGCCAGCUCGAGAAGAUGACUAUGAAGAUCCGCUGCCUGUGGGUUCCGGCUCAAGUGACCACGAGGAGGACGAAAAACCAACCAGUUCGCACGGCUUCACAGAUGAGCAAGAGACGGGCAUCCUUCUCAGAGAUAACGACAUUCAAGAUGCAAAGUUUGCAACAGAAGACGCACCUCCACCUCUGCCGCCUAGACAGCAGCUGGCUAGGCUAAACAUCUCGCCUCCCACAGGUACAGAGGAUUCAGCAAGCUCAUCGGCUGUAUCAUCUUUGCAGUCACCGCGCGUUCCCUCCCAUCCCUCCGCAGGCUCAGACACGAGCUUGCGACGCAAAGAAGUACCCAGGCAAUCAAUCAACACACAAUUGCCACCCAGAUACUCCCAAGCCAUUGCUCAAGAUGAGGUCACCGAAAGCCCGAGCUCGUACAUCACGCCUGCAAAUGGGUUUGCACCGCGGCGGCCAGGAGAUUGGAGCUUUGAUACUAAUGAACCCGAUAGAGCGACCGAGAUCGGCAGAAAGGACAGCCAAAUCAGGCGGAAGCCGGUGGGGAGUGGGAGCGAAGGAUUUACACCGAUCAGCGGUAGUAGCAUGGACGAAAGGUCAUGAUGUGCAUCCUAGCCGGAGUUUGAAACUUGCAAAUUAGUAACAAUAUUCUCAGGGGUUUGGGAGUCUGAUAGAUUCGGUGGUGAUUUGAAGGGAUUCAGGUCUUGGGCGCAUACAGACGAUACCCAGUAAAACAUUUGACGAGAACUCGUUCGGUCCGCCGCAUGAAUGAAUUGAUGAUUGAAUGAAUUGUAAUAAGGGCACAAUAUCCAAGUGUUGUGAUUUCCCAUGAACAGACUCGCCUCUUUGCUGACUUCUCUCGAAUCAGCCACAAACUUUCUGAUAUGAGAUCAAAUUAAGGGAGAGAAAGAAAUAUUAUUCAACUCUAGCUGAACAAAUCCUAGCCGCCAAAUUUGAU